Heterobasidion irregulare TC 32-1 is the source of this 777-nucleotide messenger RNA. Its product is annotated as nuclear AAA ATPase. The record is from RefSeq and is a predicted model, not a curated record. Gene Ontology annotation, cellular component: nucleus. Gene Ontology annotation, molecular function: RNA binding; ATP binding; preribosome binding. Gene Ontology annotation, biological process: ribosome biogenesis. Lineage: Eukaryota; Fungi; Basidiomycota; Agaricomycetes; Russulales; Bondarzewiaceae. The transcript is spliced from 3 exons. The annotation marks the transcript as partial.
UCCUUGAGUAUACAUGACUUUGCUGCUGCACUCAAGCAUGCCCAACCAUCCGCCCAACGUGAAGGAUUUGCAACUGUUCCAGACUUCACCUGGGCCGACGCGGGGGCGCUGCAUGCGACCCGCAGUGGGCUUCACAUGGCCGUUGUGCAGCCCAUCCGGAGGCCGGAAUUGUUCAAGAAGGUGGGCAUCGAUGCGCCGUGUGGAGUCCUGCUAUGGGGCCCUCCAGGAUGCGGCAAAACCUUGCUUGCGAAAGCGGUAGCAAACGAGUCCAGAGCCAACUUUAUCAGCGUGAAAGGUCCAGAACUGUUAAAUAAGUACGUUGGCGAAAGUGAGCGUGCUGUGAGACAGGUGUUCUCUCGAGCACGGGCAUCGUCACCCUGUGUCAUCUUUUUCGAUGAACUUGACGCGUUGGUUCCAAGAAGAGACGAGAGCCUUUCCGAAUCUUCUGCACGCGUUGUGAACACCCUUUUGACUGAACUUGACGGGUUGGACUCCCGUAAAGGCGUUUUCGUCCUGGGCGCAACCAAUCGCCCCGACAUGAUCGACCCAGCUAUGUGCCGCCCAGGCCGCCUCGACAAACUGCUCUACAUCGACCUCCCAACCGCAGAUGAGCGAGUGGAGAUCGUACGCACGAUGAUGCGUAAGCUGCCGUUGGGCCCUGACGGCGCGAAGGAGGCAGUUGAGACACUAGUGCGGGAGCGCGGGGACGGGUACAGUGGUGCCGACUUAGCUGCAGUUGUCAGGGAAGCGGGUGUAUUGGCCCUGCGAAGAACUUUA